Schizosaccharomyces cryophilus OY26 is the source of this 2506-nucleotide messenger RNA. RefSeq names its product mRNA cleavage and polyadenylation specificity factor complex associated protein. Lineage: Eukaryota; Fungi; Ascomycota; Schizosaccharomycetes; Schizosaccharomycetales; Schizosaccharomycetaceae. The record is from RefSeq and is a predicted model, not a curated record. The transcript is spliced from 3 exons. The coding region runs from base 114 to 2291 and encodes 725 amino acids.
UUAAUCAAGUAGCAAGGCCUCUUCAAUCCUUUAACGCGACAUACGAACAAUUUAGAAAGUUCAAAGUAAACUGGUAAGAACUGUUGGUUUAAUAGCACUAUUUUAUUCCAUUUAUGGAGAAUUAUAAUCAUACUCAAAAUGGGGUCAAUGGAACUCCUUUCGGUGCCUCAUUUGGUAAUCAGCCCAGUAACUCUCCUGGAACCUCUCAAUUUCCAGUAACUUUGAACAGUGGAGGCGAGGAUUUAGAAAAGAAUUUAGAUGAAAAGUUGAUGAACGCGUUUCCUGGGUUAGAGUCUCAUGUCUUUCAGCAUUCUCAGCCACCACCGCAUCCGUUUGAGAUGCCUGCUUCUUUUGAAAGCCAUUACCCAUCAAAUUAUUUUCCUUUCGAAGCAUCCUAUCCCAAUGAACCACAUUUUCCAUCUCUAGCAUCCCCUCCUGUCAGCGCAUCUUCCUUUCCUACCCAAUUUCCUCCUUACUCUGAUACUGAUAACAGUUGGCAAAUUCCUCAACUACCUUCGAUUGCUUCGAAUAUACCUUCAGGACAACUGGAUCCUUCGUCUUUUUCUGCUUUGCAGCCCAAUGCUGGUCUUAACUCCAGUCCAUCUUCAUCUUUCCAAAUUCCUGUAUUAGGAUAUCCAAGUGGUCAUGCUGAUUUGAAAGAUACUAUCACGAAUAACACCUCUGGCUCUAUUUCCUCGUUCGUAGGCAAUAAUACCCCCUCAAGCACCAUCAACCCAAGUCCAUUCUCUAGGUCGCCUUCCUCAGACAAGCAAGUGAUUGAAAAAUUAAAGUCAAAAGCAAACCAAAAACCAACGGAAACUUCUUUGGGAUCUUUGCGACAAACACUAAAUGAAUGCCUUGAUCCAUUAAACACUAGCCAAGCUCCUAAGGAAUGUGUUGCUAUCCUCGUGAACAUGAUGAGCACCGUAACUCAGGAUGAUCAGAAACUACUAUUUCUUGAAAUUUUGAAAAACAAUAAUGAAGCAACGAUCUUUUCAGAGCUAGUAGAUGGUGGUCGAAAAUUAUUUCUUCCGAAACUACGUAAUUGGUUUGUUUCUGCUAUUCGUUCUAAAUCAGAUAAAGUUAUUCAUUCAAUUUUGCUUUUAUUAUGUAAAUUACCCAUAUCUGCUGAAAGGCUUGCAGAUGUCAAGUUUGGUAAACCAAUUUUGAUUGUAAAAAAGAAGUCAGCAAAUUCUGUCAUUCGACAGCAUGCUGAAAAGCUCUCCGAUCUUGCCGAGAAAUCUAUUGCAGUUGAACUAGGCAAGGAUCAGCUGAAAGAUCUCGAGAAAGAACCAACUAGACCCGAAACCGUUGCGAAGCCAACCAAUGUAUCAUCUACAAAUAGCAAGAACCCGUCAACCAAAAAGGUUACAAGCGUUCCUGGUACUUCCUUUUUCAAAAACUUGUCUAAUCCUAAAACCGGACCCGCUACAUCUGCGCCAAAACCCUCCACUGUGAGUGCUAAGCAAACAUCUACAUCAACGCCUCUUUCCUCUAUAGUAGCUGGAUUGAAAGGGAAGGAUGCCGAGUUGCAAAAGUCUCAGUCAUUACGGACAGAAUCUCAGUCCAAUUCACGUGACGAAUUGCCCAGUUUCAGAAAACGUUCUGCCAAAUCCGAAGAAGGAUCUGAGAAAUCUGAAGCAUCCAGUGAAGAAAGCUCUCUAAGGAAGAAACGCCGGAAGAAAUCCGUUACUUGGAAACCUGAUGAUGAGCUUGUUCAAAUUAAGGUCAUUGAGCAUGCAAAUGAAGAAGAAUUAGCUGUAAAAACACCUCAUAUAUAUGGGAGUGCAAGAGAUUUAGAUAGACAGGAGGCCCGCGUUGCUUUUGGUAAUCAGGUUGAAGACGACGUUGAAGACGAAAUAAUUUGGUACAGACCAAAGCCUAUUCAUUUUGUAAUAUCAAAGGAAGAAUUACAUCCACGAGGUUAUAAGCGUGGUGGUGGUGCUGAUACGAAGCCAACUUUGGAAUCUAAAGACGAGGAAGAAAGAGAGGGUCAGCUCAAUGUAAAUAUCUCUUCAAGUACGUCUGUUCUUUCAAAUGUCUCCGAUCCCCUGAAAAUAUUCGAUGCCGCUGUGUCUCCCGUGUCAAUACCACUCCCUAAGGAAGUUGAAGACUCCCUUCUUCAUGAAAAGAGUGGUGAUUCAACUAAUGUCCGCGCAGAUGAUAAGGUACUUGAGAACAACUCAAAUACUCAUCUGAGUUCUAUACUUUCCAACCUAUCGUCAUCUGCAUCUUCCCAACAUCUUCAAAAUUCGUCCCUCAUGAUACCUGAUAAUGCAAAUACCUCUUGAAAUGUCCAAUUAUGAACUUCAGCUUUUAUCUAAUUAAGGAUGGUUGGUUUAUCUCAAAUAAUUCGGUGUUUAAAAUUGUUCUUUUUAAUGUACGGACUAUUAGAUCAAUUAUAGAAGUAUUCAUUUCUCAAUUUUUUUGUAAUUUAAUUUUUUAGCUCUUAAAGAGCUAUUCAUUAAUUGAAUAAGAUAUAUAUUUUUUUCUUUCUUACGGCAUA